Symbiodinium necroappetens is the source of this 1803-nucleotide messenger RNA. The record is from the annotation of a GenBank genome assembly. NCBI's taxonomy places the organism in Eukaryota, Dinophyceae, Suessiales, Symbiodiniaceae.
AUGCGUCAGCUCGGACGCAUGCUCGCCCUCGCGGGCAUCCCCAUGGGCCUGCGCUUCCGAUUCCUCGACCCGAACCCCGACCCGUGCGCCGCAGAGCUCGGCGAGCACGUCCACGCCGAUUACGAGGACGAGCGCGCCCUCGCCCGCUUCACCGAAGCACUCGACGCCGCGACCAUCGAAUUCGAGAACAUCCCGCCCGCCGCGCUGAAACGCGCCGCGCAGCGGGUCCCCGUCCUCCCGGGCCCGAGGUCCCUCGAAACCGCCAAGGACAGGCUCGAGGAGAAAAGGCUCUUCGACCGCUGCGAGAUCCCAACCGCCCCGACGCGCACCGUCGAUACCCUCGAAGACCUCGAAGCCGCGCUCGCAGCGAUCGGCUCGCCCGCCAUCCUCAAGCGCCGCACCGGCGGCUACGACGGCAAGGGCCAGGCGAAGAUCACCUCCCCCGACACCGCCGCGAUCGCCUUCGCGAGCAUCGGCGAGCGCCCCGCCGUCCUCCAGGGCGUCGUCGAAUUCGACCACGAGUGCUCCAUCGUCGCCGUCCGAUCAAAGACCGGCGAGAUGGCCUUCUACCCCCUCGCGAUCAACACCCACACCCGCGGCAUCCUCACCAGAUCCGUCGUCCCCGCCGAGCCCCACGCGCUCACCGACGCCGCCGUCGCCCACGCCACCAAGAUCCUCAACGAGCUCGACCACGUCGGCGUCCUCACCAUCGAGUUUUUCGUCGAGAACGGAGCGCUCGUCGCCAACGAAAUCGCCCCGCGCGUCCACAACACCGGCCACUGGACGAUCGACGCCGCACGCACCUCCCAGUUCGAGAACCACCUCCGCGCCAUCCUCGGCUGGCCGCUCGGCGACACCGCCUGCACCGAUCCCGAGGGCUGCGCCAUGCUCAACUGCAUCGGCGCGAUGCCCCCGGCCGCGCAACUCCUCGAGGACACGCGGGCGAGGCUCCACGACUACGCCAAGCAGCCCCGCCCCGGACGAAAAGUGGGGCACAUCACGCGUCCCGGCGCGACCAACGACGCGUUCGACGUUCUCGAAGCCCUCGUCACGAAGACCAACGCCCUCGCCGUCCCCAUGGAACCCGGUAAAUCCGCCCUCGAAAGCCCCGUGAUCGACAACGAGCAGUGCCGCGCCGCGCUCAAGUACGCGAUGGAGUCCGAGGACCUCCCGUCGGACGAGAUCGACAUCGACCGCAUGAAGGUCACCCAGCACUACGAGGCCUACACCGACGAGAACCACGAGGUCUGGAACUACCUCUACCAGAAGCGCAUGGAGCAGCUCGUCGACGUCGGCUCCAACAUCUUCCUCAGCGGCAUCAAGGCCAUCGGCAUCAACGACGGAAAGGUCCCCGACCUCCGCACCGUCAACGACAACCUCAAGAGCAUCACCGGCUGGUCCUCCCACGGCGUCCCCGGCUACCUCCCCGGCAAGUCAUUCUUCGCCUUCCUCGCCCAGCGCCAGUUCCCGACCACCAUCACCGUCCGACCCAAGACAUCGAUGGACUACCUCCCCGAGCCGGACAUCAUCCACGACGUCUUCGGCCACGUCCCGCUCCACGCCGACCCCGUCUUCGCCGAGUUCCUCCAGACCUACGGCAAGGCCGCGCUGCACACAGACGACAAGACCAAGCUCACCCAGCUCGGCCGCAUCUUCUGGUUCACCGUCGAGUUCGGCCUCAUCAACGAGGACAACAAGCUCAAGCUCUACGGCGCCGGCCUCAUUUCCUCCGAGGGCGAGGGCCACCACGCCCUCAAAUCGAGCGAGGUCGAACGCCGCCCCUUCGACCUCAAGACCGUCUGC